Syngnathus acus (greater pipefish) is the source of this 1121-nucleotide messenger RNA. It is a transcript of the gene rbp7a, whose product is annotated as retinol binding protein 7a, cellular. The coding region runs from base 160 to 570 and encodes 136 amino acids. The record is from RefSeq and is a predicted model, not a curated record. Gene Ontology annotation, cellular component: nucleus; cytosol. Lineage: Eukaryota; Metazoa; Chordata; Actinopteri; Syngnathiformes; Syngnathidae. Gene Ontology annotation, biological process: fatty acid transport. The transcript has 4 exons. Gene Ontology annotation, molecular function: fatty acid binding.
GAGCGCCAUGCAUCGCCGCUGAGCUGACAUAAGGGCACACCUACUUUAAUACUUUACUGCUACUAAAUAUAAUUUCUUCUGCCUUUUGGAAGAAGCCUUUGAAGCCGUAGAUUUAAACCCUCCCCGGUGGUUCAGAGUUCGUUGAAAGGCUCACCAAGAAUGCAUGCAAACUUGUGUGGCACAUGGGACAUGAUCAGCAAUGAGAACUUUGAGGGCUACAUGAUUGCAUUAGAUAUCAACCCUUGUAUUAGAAAAAUUGCUCUGAAGCUGAAGCUGAAGAAGUUGAUUGAACAACAGGGCGACCGGUACGUCAUCAAAACAUGUACUACUUUCAGGAACUACACCGUGUCCUUUCGAGUGGGACAGGUGUUUGAGGAGUUCUCCGGGGGCUUAGACAACCGGCACAUGAAGUCGCUGGUGAGGUGGGAGGGGAACAAGCUGGUGUGCGAACAGACUGGUGAGAAGAACAAUAGAGGGUGGUGUCACUGGAUUGAAGAGGACAAGCUUCACUUGGAUCUGUAUUGUGAAGGGGAAAUCUGCAAGCAGGUUUUCAAGAAGGUCAAUGACUGAAGAGGAGGAUAAAUGUCAAAAAUGGACAUUACACAAAAGAAAUGAGCUCUCCUGUGAGCUGUGAGGGAAUAACUAAAAUACCACUAGAGAGCAGUACAUCAACAUGAAUACUGUUACGUACUGUAAGUACGGUGGAUGACUGUUUACCACUGCAUUGAUCGAGGUUAGCUCACAAGGGGCAAAAAGAUUAGCAGCGUCUGGUUACUUAUAUGUUUCUCCAUGUGUUUGUGCUUUUAUGGAACAACUGUGGUCAGCGUUGUAGAUGUACAUAUCCGUAUUAUGUGUGGGGAUAUGUGUCACCUAAAAUUCAAAUAAAUGCAGAUCAAAGUAAAAAGCUUUUUUUUUUUUUUAAAGCUGUUGGCAAACGGUUAUGCUCAAAUCCAAGGUUGGGCAAAGUUUGGCCAAUGAGCCAAAAACAUCUUGCUAAAUGCUUUAACCUGGUCUAUUGGUGAUUGGGAUGUCGAAAUGGUUUUUGUCACGUAGUUAAGGUUUCCUUCAUAGAUGGCCGUUAUGAUGCUGAACUCAAAUAAAAUAAAUAUGUGAUCGCUUCA